CAUUCCUGUGGGAUUUGUAACACGCCUUUACGCCAUCCCGCAGCAAGGAAAACCUGCUUUGGCAAGCACGCAGAGACCUGUGCCCGAUUCCAUCAUACAAUGUUCCGAAUAGGCAGAGCAAGAUCCUGUGAUGCAUGUAAAAACUCUAAUGAGCGGCAUCUGAAAAGACACAAAGACCUGCUUUCUUUGAUCACAGAGAUCCAACAGCUGAAUGCCAACGACUACAUCUACCUGAAACCAACACCUAGCGAUAUUCAUAUGGCCAUCCACGGAUAUGUUGAAGAUUCCAUUCACGAGAACCUCGAGUCCAUGGACAGAGCGAUGGUGAAGGACCUGCAACUGGAGCACCGCAUUCAUCAACACGGCAAAGGAGUAACCACCCACUCCCCCAAGAUAUGCACAAUCUUGGGACAGUUAGGAAUCCGAAGAGAGCAGCUUUGUAGUUCCAAGGACGGAUGCAUUUUACUUGCUCGAGUAGAGAAAUGUGUUAGCGAGGACAUCGAGGCGGCUGCCAACCAAGCCAGGGAAACAUUGAGGCGGCAAUUAGGGUACUAUAAAUACGCUGACCAAAGAAAAUACCAUUCGAUGCUCCAAGAAUUG
Talaromyces proteolyticus is the source of this 600-nucleotide messenger RNA. RefSeq lists its product as uncharacterized. The transcript is spliced from 2 exons. The annotation marks the transcript as partial. Lineage: Eukaryota; Fungi; Ascomycota; Eurotiomycetes; Eurotiales; Trichocomaceae. The record is from RefSeq and is a predicted model, not a curated record.